AUGUCGUCAUCUGGUGGAAACAAGGGCAAGCGGGAAGCAGGAGGACCAGCUGGCAGUGGCCCUGCCCGCAAGAAGAAGAAGCACAACAAGAGCUACUACACAGGGGGAAGCAAGCGUGGUGCUCGUGAAGAAUGGGCCGAUGGAGAUCAUGGUGUGCUGAUGACGUGCGAGACUGGAGUUAUGGGUCUCGCUGUCCGCUCGGGCAAGGCCUAUCUCCACUCGCGGUAUGCGGACUGGGUGGCGUCGGACAAAGGCAAGGCCUGGGCCGAGGCGCAUCCGCUCCCGCUUGUGCCUCGCGAUCAGACAGCUGGCGGCGAUGACAGCAAAGACGACAGCAAGGCCACCAAGCCGAGCUCGGCUGGUGCCCCGUCGAGUGUGGCCAAGGAGGACAACGAUGACGGCGGCGAGAUCGAUUUCGAGGCUGCUAUGGAUGCCGAGUUUGAGGCGUUGGCCAAGAAGGACAAGCUGACCUUCCGCAAUCUGGAAACCAAGGUCAAGGGUACGUUUUUUGUUGGCACGCAGCCAACCGAUCCGUUCGUGGCGCAGCCGGACGGGUUCAUCAACUUUUGCUUUGACGCGAUCGCGUCCGCGCCGGUCAACGGCACCCAGUACAUUUCGCGCAUCGUUCCUGUUCAUGUGACGACCAAGCCCAAGCUGGAGCGGAUUGUGGCCAAGACCGGCGCGCUCCUCACCGCCUGGCUCGAGCAUCACCCUCAGCCGGCCGACGCCAAGUUUACCGUCAUUGUCAAGCGGCGGAUCAACAAGAACGUCGACCGGACCAAGCUGACUUCGGAUCUGGUUGGCCUCGGCCUUGCUGCAGGCUUUACCCUCGAGUGGAAGCGCGGCUACGACUUUGCCAUCUCAGUUGACAUCAUUCUCAACAUGGCCGCCAUCUCCAUCCUCUCCGGCUACGACACCUACCACAAGUACAACAUCCAAGCUGCGGUCAAUGCCGCCAUGAUUGCCAACGAAGAGUCCAAGACCAACUGAUA
Thecamonas trahens ATCC 50062 is the source of this 992-nucleotide messenger RNA. RefSeq lists its product as uncharacterized. Gene Ontology annotation, molecular function: RNA binding. Bases 1 to 990 code for a protein of 329 amino acids. The transcript has 2 exons. The record is from RefSeq and is a predicted model, not a curated record. NCBI's taxonomy places the organism in Eukaryota, Apusomonadida, Apusomonadidae. Gene Ontology annotation, biological process: tRNA modification.